AUGUCGGGGAGAGGACGCCCGACGCGGCUCCUCGAUUCCUCGUUCGCCCGUUUCGCGGAAGCCGCACGGUGCCUUCUGCGUGUGGGCCUCGCUGCUCAUGCCCAACACGGCUCAUCGAUUCGGCGUUCGACUGCGUGUGGGCCUCGCUGCUGCUGCCGCGCCUCUCCUGCGCGUCGGCCCCCCAGCUCGCCUCGCCCUCUGCGUGCGAGCCUGCCUGCUGCCGCACCGCCUCCCACUGUGUGCGGGCCUCGCCGGGCUCUCUUUUCCCUGCCUCCGCGGGACAGCGCCCGUUCCCACUGCGUCUCCUUCUCGUUUUCGUUUUCCUCUCGUGGAGGCGGCGUAGGGUUUGGGGAAGGUUUGGGGGAGGGCGGAGUCUUGGCGCCGUGCGAGGAGGGCAGCGGCGGAGGAGUCUGGCCGUUGUGCGUCGGCGCGCCGGGGCCGGCCGACGCCGCCGUGCUCCCGGUGCAGUUCCGCCAGCCCGCAGCUCUUCUCCUGCAUUGCCUUUGUCUUCAGGCCAUUGCUGUUUCCUCCGUUGUUAGCUUCUUCCCUGGGUCUCCCAAACGAGUUCGUGCUGCUGCUUCCACCACUUUGGUCGCCGUUCCCCGCCUGCUUGUGCUGUCUGGAUUGGGUGCUCUUGUUGUGGGGCGCAUUGUCAGCGGUGAACUCCUACUGCUGCUUGUCAGGGAGCAUCAGUUGGAACUAUUUUUGGAAAUUGUAGCUUUCAUGACAGAUCAGCUUCAGCUAGGGAAGUAAGCACGCAACUUUGUACUAAUGGACUUUGAGAUGAUCAGUAUAAAGAGGAGACAAUAAUAUAUCAUCGCAGCUGGCAUCAUUUUUGCUUAAGUGAACCUCCAGUGUAGAUGUACUUUUACUUCAUGCCUAUAGUGCCGUUCCUGCUUAUGUUUAUUUUUUUCCUUCAAUUAUUUUGGUUGGCAUUCCUCAUAGGAUAUUCAUGAUCUGUGUACAAGAAUCCAUGAUCUUAAUGCCAAAAUGUAGAUAUGGAAAUCAUGUUUCCUUACAGUUAAUUGAUAUGACGAUGAUACACUGA
Molecule: messenger RNA, 1048 nt
Organism: Panicum virgatum (switchgrass)
Lineage: Eukaryota; Viridiplantae; Streptophyta; Magnoliopsida; Poales; Poaceae
Exons: 5
Coding region: 1-753 (250 amino acids)
Source: RefSeq, a predicted model, not a curated record